CGGCCCCCGUGGCACCUCCUCUCAGUCGCUGCCUGCAGCCUCAUCAAUCCCCAAUGGCGACGGGUGGCUGAGCAGGGGGGAAAGCCCGAGAGUGUACUCCCCUCCCCACCCAUGGCUUCCCUCGCCUCCCCUCCCGUCCCCUCCCACGCGCCCACCACCGCCGCUCGCUUCCUCCCCGCGCCGGCCGGCCGCGGCAGGCGCCCGUCGCCGCCGGCCGCUUCACCUAUCUUCUCCUCUGCUUCCACCCGAUUCACCCAGUCCCCGCGCGCCCCCUGCGGCGCCGCCCGACCGCGCCGGCGCGACACCGUGCGGGCAUGCUCUCAAGCUGGUGCAGCUGGGCCAGCUCCACUGUCAAAGACAUUAUCAGACCUAAAGGAUUCCUGCUGGAGAUUUUUAAGGCCACACACAAUUCGUGGAACUGCUUUGGGAUCCACAGCCUUGGUUGCUAGAGCAUUAUUAGAGAAUCCCCAAUUGAUCGAUUGGCGCUUGGUAUUCAAAGCAUUAUAUGGCCUUGUAGCUUUGAUCUGCGGCAACGGUUACAUUGUUGGGAUUAAUCAGAUCUAUGACAUUGGAAUUGACAAGGUAAACAAACCAUAUUUACCUAUUGCUGCCGGUGAUCUCUCAGUUCAGUCAGCAUGGUUACUGGUCGUAGCAUUCGCAGUGGUGGGCUUCUCAAUAGUCGUUUCAAACUUUGGACCUUUCAUCACCUCUCUUUACUGCCUUGGUCUAUUUCUUGGCACUAUAUAUUCUGUUCCUCCAUUCAGACUGAAGAGAUAUCCAGUUGCUGCUUUUCUUAUCAUUGCGACGGUUCGUGGAUUCCUUCUCAACUUUGGGGUGUACUAUGCUACUAGAGCUGCAUUAGGUCUUACAUUCCAAUGGAGCUCGCCCGUUGCUUUUAUUACAUGCUUUGUGACAGUAUUUGCUCUGGUCAUUGCUAUAACCAAAGAUCUUCCGGAUGUUGAAGGGGACCGCAAAUUCCAAAUAUCAACUUUGGCGACAAAGCUUGGUGUCAGAAAUAUUGCCUUCCUUGGCUCUGGUUUAUUGUUGGCAAAUUAUGUUGUUGCUAUUGUAGUACCUUUUCUUAUUCCUCAGGCUUUCAGGAGCUUUGUAAUGGUGCCUUUUCAUGCUGCUCUUGCAGUUGCUUUAAUUUUUCAGACAUGGGUUCUGGAGCAAGCAAAGUACAGUAAGGAUGCUAUUUCACAGUACUACCGGUUCAUCUGGAACCUCUUCUAUGCCGAAUACAUCUUCUUCCCGUUAAUAUAGAGAUAUGGCGUUUGACAUCGGCUACACGAUCGGAGCACGCACCGAAGCACGAAUUCGUUGGGGCAACAGAAGAGAAACCCUUUGUGGUCUAUAAAGCGUGAGCAAUUUUUGUACAUACUGUUUGACUGGUAGGGGAAUAGAGCGGCGAUGCGACGAGGAUCUUGACGAUGCUGUGGGAGUUCCCAUCCAUUGGGUCCUAGCGUUGAGCAGAUAAUGUAUUUACCCAGUAGAAAAUGACUGAGUUUUCGUGGUUGUUUCUGCCAAACAAAGAGGAAAAGAAAUGAAAGUGAAAAGGUAUCGGGCCUUGUUUUGGA
Molecule: messenger RNA, 1577 nt
Organism: Aegilops tauschii subsp. strangulata
Lineage: Eukaryota; Viridiplantae; Streptophyta; Magnoliopsida; Poales; Poaceae
Product: probable homogentisate phytyltransferase 2, chloroplastic
Cellular component (GO): membrane
Molecular function (GO): prenyltransferase activity
Source: RefSeq, a predicted model, not a curated record